UAAGCCGCUCUCUGGGUCCCUCUCUGCCCACAAUGCACCGGGGCCAGCAGGAAGGCCGCUCCGACCCCUAAUUUUCCCGCGAAUUCAGUUCAAAGAGGCGGCCGGGCCCGCGAUCGGCAGCGCGCACGGGCCAACCAAGCCGCCCCUCUGCCAGAAGCGCCUCCGCGUGACUGACGGGGGAAUCUGCGGGCCAAUGGGCUGGGCGGCCGGGCGGCGCGCGCUCCCGCCGGCCAAUCAGAGCGCCGGGCGGGGGGAGUGGGCGGAGCGAGAGCCAGCGUAGGGUGAGCAGCCUCCCGAGCAGAGCGGGGCUCUCAGGAGGAGACACUUUUUUUUUUCCUCCCUCCUUUCCCUCCUCUCCUCCUCCCUUCCCUUCCCCUCUCCUCCCCUCUCUCCUCCUUCCCCCCUCGGUCCGCCGGAGCCUGUUGGGGCGAGCGGUCGGCGGUGCAGGCGCUUACUCUCCGGGGCCGCCCGGCGGGUAGCUGGCGGGGAGGAGGCAGGAACCGCGAUGGCGCCUCAGAAGCACGGCGGUGGGGGAGGGGGCGGCUCGGGGCCCAGCGCGGGGUCCGGGGGAGGCGGCUUCGGGGGUUCGGCGGCGGUGGCGGCGGCGGCGACGGCGUCGGGCGGCAAAUCCGGUGGCGGGGGCUGCGGAGGCGGUGGCGGCUACUCGGCCUCUUCCUCCUCCUCGGCGGCGGCCGCGGGGGGGGCCGCGGUGUUGCCGGUGAAGAAGCCGAAAAUGGAGCACGUCCAGGCUGACCACGAGCUCUUCCUCCAGGCCUUUGAGAAACCGACGCAGAUCUAUAGAUUUCUUCGAACUCGAAAUCUUAUAGCACCAAUAUUUUUGCACAGAACUCUUACGUAUAUGUCUCAUCGAAACUCCAGAACAAACAUCAAAAGGAAAACAUUUAAAGUUGAUGAUAUGUUAUCAAAAGUAGAGAAAAUGAGAGGAGAGCAAGAAUCUCAUAGCUUGUCUGCUCAUCUACAGCUUACAUUUACUGGUUUCUUCCAUAAAAAUGAUAAACCAUCACAAAACUCAGAAAAUGAACAAAAUUCUGUUACUCUGGAAGUUCUGCUUGUGAAAGUUUGCCACAAAAAAAGAAAGGAUGUAAGUUGUCCAAUAAGGCAAGUUCCUACAGGUAAAAAGCAGGUGCCUUUGAAUCCUGACCUCAAUCAAACAAAACCUGGAAAUUUCCCGUCCCUUGCAGUUUCCAGUAAUGAAUUUGAACCUAGUAACAGCCACAUGGUGAAGUCUUACUCAUUGCUAUUUCGAGUAACUCGUCCAGGAAGAAGAGAGUUCAAUGGAAUGAUUAAUGGAGAAACCAAUGAAAAUAUUGAUGUGAACGAAGAACUUCCAGCUAGAAGAAAAAGAAAUCGAGAAGAUGGAGAAAAAACAUUUGUUGCCCAAAUGACAGUAUUUGAUAAAAACAGGCGCUUACAGCUUUUAGAUGGGGAAUAUGAAGUAGCCAUGCAGGAAAUGGAAGAAUGUCCAAUAAGCAAGAAAAGAGCAACAUGGGAGACGAUUCUUGAUGGGAAGAGGCUGCCACCAUUUGAAACAUUUUCUCAGGGACCUACGUUGCAGUUCACCCUUCGAUGGACAGGAGAGACCAGUGACAAAUCUACAGCUCCUAUUGCUAAGCCUCUUGCCACUAGAAAUUCAGAGAGUCUCCAUCAAGAAAACAAGCCUGGUUCAGUUAAGCCUACUCAAACUAUUGCUGUUAAGGAAUCAUUGACUUCAGAGCUACAAACAAGAAAAGAAAAAGAUACUUCAAAUGAAAACCGACAAAAAUUACGGAUAUUUUAUCAGUUCCUUUACAACAACAAUACAAGGCAACAAACUGAAGCAAGAGAUGACCUACAUUGCCCUUGGUGCACUCUGAAUUGCCGUAAACUUUAUAGUUUACUCAAGCAUCUUAAACUCUGCCAUAGUAGAUUUAUCUUCAAUUACGUUUAUCAUCCCAAAGGUGCUAGGAUAGAUGUUUCUAUCAAUGAGUGUUAUGAUGGCUCCUAUGCAGGAAACCCUCAGGAUAUUCAUCGUCAACCUGGAUUUGCUUUUAGUCGAAAUGGACCAGUUAAAAGAACACCCAUUACACACAUUCUUGUGUGUAGGCCAAAACGAACAAAAGCAAGUAUGUCUGAAUUUCUUGAAUCUGAAGAUGGUGAGGUGGAACAGCAACGAACUUACAGCAGUGGACACAAUCGGCUUUAUUUCCAUAGUGAUACUUGCUUACCUCUCCGUCCACAGGAAAUGGAAGUAGAUAGUGAAGAUGAAAAAGAUCCUGAAUGGCUACGAGAAAAAACAAUUACACAAAUUGAAGAAUUUUCUGAUGUUAAUGAGGGAGAGAAAGAAGUGAUGAAACUAUGGAAUCUCCAUGUCAUGAAGCAUGGGUUUAUUGCUGACAAUCAAAUGAAUCAUGCCUGUAUGCUGUUUGUAGAAAACUAUGGACAGAAAAUAAUUAAGAAGAAUUUAUGUCGAAACUUCAUGCUUCAUCUAGUCAGCAUGCAUGACUUUAAUCUUAUUAGCAUAAUGUCAAUAGAUAAAGCAGUCACUAAGCUCCGGGAAAUGCAGCAAAAAUUAGAAAAAGGAGAAUCAACUUCCCCUACAAAUGAAGAAAUCACUGAAGAACAAAAUGGAACAACAAAUGGAUUUAGUGAAAUUAAUUCAAAGGAAAAGAUUUUGGAAACGGAUAAUAUCUCAGGGGUUUCAAAACAGAGUAAAAAACAAAAACUCUGAAAAACCCUUACCUUUUGUCAUGGACAUACACUGUAAUUGCAUCCUAGGGACAACCUCUAUGAAGAGUUUCGUUUUUGUUUUUAAUCUUAAAUUCCAAACAGGCACUGUCAGGUGAAGUAAAUGAUUUCAGCAAGGAUAUUUGCAUCAGGGUUCUAUUUCAUUCUCUAGUUUGAGCAUGAAAAGCAAUACUUCAAAUAAUUUUUUUUAUUGUCUUAUGAAAUAAAUUGGUCUGGAGUUAUUUCAUAUUUUAAAAGAAUAAUGGUUUUGCUUUCGUUACUUUUGUUUUGCUAAAAGAAUAAUGGCUGUUUCACUGUUAAAUUAUGAGUGAUUUUCUUGGGGAUGAAAAAUUGGAAUAUGAUUUCCUUUUUUUAAAAAUUGAAGAUUUUGUGAACGUCCACUAUAAUUUGCAGUCAAACCUUGAUCCUUGAUUUUGAAAUCAUUUAUCAAUUUGGAAUGAGAAGUUACAAGAUAAGAUAUUUCAUAUAACUUUAUUUUACAUUUUUUUUUAAAUAGCACUUCUCUAUCUUAUGCCUGUUUAAGAAGAUGUUUGUUUUUCACUUUGUUGACAGUGAAAAUUCAUGUUGGUUUCUAAGAUUACUGACCAUUUGCUUUCAUGUGGAUAAUUUUAGUGCAUUGCUCACCCAGUUAUUUUUGUUGUUUUUUUCCAGCUUGAACAUUUUGUUGAUCUCCCCUCAGGCCUAACACACACACACACACACACACACACACACACACACACACACAAUUAGGUAAUCAUUUGUAAGGUUCAACUAUCCACAUCUUUUAGGAUUAUAAACCAAGGGAAGAAUGAUUUAGAGGUUUUUAACAUGCCAUUUUCAAGGGACGAAAUGUUCACUUUUUCUUUCUUUGCAAGGAUGUCUUUUGUUGUAUUUCAUGAUGAGAAUCUCCAAUACAAAUAAGCUGACUUGAAUUGUUUUGAGCAAUUUUGCCCUGUGUUAUAUGUGUUUUAUGCACAUUUGCAGUUGGAUUUUCUCCAACAGAAAGUGGUUUCACUACUGGCACAUUAACAAGCACCAACACAUUUUAUUCCAACUCCAAGCACUGUGGUUGAGUAACAUCACCUCAAUUUUUUAUUAUCAUUAAAGAUAAUUGCAUUUUCAUAUUCUUUAUUUAUAAAGGAUCAAUGCUGCUGUAAAUACAGGUAUUUUUAAUUUUUUAUUUCAUUCCAUCACCAUCAGAUGCAGUUCCCUAUUUUGUUUAAUGAAGGGAUGUAUAAGCUUUCUAAUGGUGUCUUCAGAAAUUUAUAAAAUGUAAAUACUGAUUUGAUUGGUCUUUAAGAUGUGUUUAACUGUGAGACUAUUUAACUAAUAGUGUGGAUGUAAUUUGUCAUCCAGUAUUAAGUUCUUAGUUGCUGAUUUUUGUGUUUAAACAAUUAGGAAGGAGGGAAACUGCAGCUUUCAUUUCAGACUCCUUGAUUGGUAAGUUCUUAAGUGGUGAGUUACAGUAAACUCUGAUCAUGCCUCUGGAUAGUGGAUCUCGAGCAUUUCUCUCGGGCUUUAAUUUGCUAAAGCUGUGCACAUAUGUAAAAAAAAAAAUAGAUUAUUUUAGGGGAGAUGUAGGUGUAGAAUUAUUGCUUAUGUCAUUUCUUAAGCAGUUAUGCUCUUAAUGCUUAAAAGAAGGCUAGCAUUGUUUGCACAAAAAGUUGGUGAAUCCCUCCCCCAAAUAGUAAUGAAAUUACUUCUGUUGAGUAAACUUUUUAUGUCAUCUUAUAAUAAAAGCUGAAAAAAUCC
Erinaceus europaeus (western European hedgehog) is the source of this 4479-nucleotide messenger RNA. It is a transcript of the gene SUZ12, whose product is annotated as SUZ12 polycomb repressive complex 2 subunit. Gene Ontology annotation, cellular component: nucleus; ESC/E(Z) complex. Gene Ontology annotation, molecular function: chromatin DNA binding. The record is from RefSeq and is a predicted model, not a curated record. Bases 506 to 2728 code for a protein of 740 amino acids. The transcript has 16 exons. Lineage: Eukaryota; Metazoa; Chordata; Mammalia; Eulipotyphla; Erinaceidae.